AUGCAGCUCUUUUUCCUCUUCUUGUGCGCGUUUCUGGCGCUCACAGCCUCAGCUGCUCCGUAUAUCGUGACCUCUUACGUUGUCAUAUCCGUGGAAACAUUUACCUACUAUGGCAGCACCGAACUCUACACCGAAACAAGUGUAGUCGCAAAGCCCACAGCUUCAGUAUCCGUCCUGUCAACCUUGACUGAAUCUGCUGCGUAUGCCGAUGUCACGGUGGUCUACGAAGUCCUCCAAAGUGGUCAGCCAACUUCCCGCACGUACAACACUGGUACCGACGAAGUUUUGUACACCAGCUAUGUGGUUCCGAUCACAUACUCUGCGGAUGCGACAUGCAGUCAAGACUGGACGUAUUCUACGAACGUCCCAGUGUCCCUACCAGCAGUUAUUAAGCCCACCCCGGUUACGGCCACCACUUCAACUACCACACAUCCGUACGGAUAUGGGUACAGCAAACCUCAAGAGACCUUUGUCGUGGCCGUACUGAACGCCAGCGAUGUCGAUGCAGCUGAAGUCGCGUCGGCGAGCAGUGCCUACGCACCAUCCUACAUUAGUUACUGCUACUACACACCAACUACAACAUGCUCCACUCCCACCGGAACAGCAGCACAAUGCACAACAACUUUCGUCUACGACUCUUCAUCCUCCAAUCGAGGCAGCUUCUAUGAAGACCCCUACUACACAGGCUACUGGUGGACACCCCUGAUCCUCAUCUGUGUGCUCGUUCCUGUCGGCUGGUUCCUGCUCUGGUUAAUCAUCGGCCUCUUCGAGAGCUGGAUGUCCUUCAAGGGUCUCAUGCUCGGCCAGCACCGCAAGAGAGGUCUGCCAUACGCAUGGUGCUGCAUCAGCAUUAUCUUCCUGUGCUGGACAGGACCGACAUACAAGGCGAAGAGUCCGGAGGAGCAAGCGGUGAUGCUGGAGAGGUGGAAGGCGAUGAAGGCGGGCGAGAAGUUCAAGUUGUGGAUGAAGUGGGGGUUUAGGUGGAAAUAUCCGACGAUGUUGGGUGAGGAGCCAGAAAUUGCGAAGAGAGCGCUGAGACAGGGUUGUUUGUGA
Molecule: messenger RNA, 1053 nt
Organism: Cadophora gregata
Lineage: Eukaryota; Fungi; Ascomycota; Leotiomycetes; Helotiales; Ploettnerulaceae
Exons: 1
Coding region: 1-1053 (350 amino acids)
Source: RefSeq, a predicted model, not a curated record